This is a messenger RNA of Macrosiphum euphorbiae (potato aphid), 840 nucleotides long. Lineage: Eukaryota; Metazoa; Arthropoda; Insecta; Hemiptera; Aphididae. The record is from the annotation of a GenBank genome assembly.
AUGUGGUCAAUAGUUUGUUUCAUCGAUGAAGAUACUUCUGAAUCAGUAGAGCGUCGCUUAGUACCUAACUCAAUUGAGUUUGGUUAUUAUAAUGCACGGCCAUUAGCAAGAGAUAUAAAAAUCAGCAGUAACAGCAGUGAUAUAGUCGAUGAUAAUGAUGAUUCCGAUGUUGAUGAAACAUAUGAACCAUGUCCAUUUGUAAGAAAUCACUCACCAGAUGUAUUAUUGAGUCCAGGUAAUAUUGAUCUAGAUUUAAAUUAUAAAAUAAUGAAUAACAAUAUGGCAAAUCAAAGUGUUAGUAAAACAUCUACACCAGUGUCCAGAAAAAAAGAUAAUGACUUAUUAAAAUGUAUUAGCGAUGACAAUGAAACAUCAAAAUCUGAUUUUGAAGAAUACAGCCAAAAGAAAAAAGGAAAAAUGCUGAGAUCUCUUAUACGUUCUGUUACCAACAUUAAGUAUGAAUUAAAAGAUAUGACAACAAAAAUGGAUAGGAUUGAGGAAAGACAAACAAAUAUGAUGCUCUACACCACCAGUAAUGAUUAUACAUGUAAUAGUAGUGGUAAUGUUUUACAUACUAAUAGUAUUGAUGAAACUUGGAAUUUCCCUCUUACUUCUUUUGAAGAAUUGGAUGGCUUUGAACAAAAGUUGUUGGAUGAUGGUUAUAAAAUUAAAUUGAUCAGGAAAAAAGUAUUUUCAGUAUUAAACACAUGUUCUAUCUUAUUUGGUGCUGUUAGAGGUGUCAAAAAUUAUAAGAACUGUACGGACAUUGAUAUAAUAAAGCCAUUAAAGCCUUACUUGGCUAAUGCUACUGCUCGUGGAAAACCAAAAAGAAAGGACUAA